Messenger RNA from Acyrthosiphon pisum (pea aphid), 633 nucleotides. RefSeq names its product protein ALP1-like. Lineage: Eukaryota; Metazoa; Arthropoda; Insecta; Hemiptera; Aphididae. The record is from RefSeq and is a predicted model, not a curated record. The transcript has a single exon. The coding region runs from base 1 to 633 and encodes 210 amino acids.
AUGAUAAACAUAUAUUUACCUGAACCAACACAAUCAACGUGGUUACAGUCAGCAGAAACAUUUUUAUCGAAGUGGAAUUUUCCAAAUGCCAUCGGUAGCAUCGAUGGUAAACAUGUUACCAUAAAAUGUCCUAAUAAUACCGGUUCAAGACACUUCUGUUACCUAAAAAAAUUUUCAGUCGUCCUCAUGGCCAUUGUGGAUGCAGAUUAUAAGUUUGUUUGUGUAGAUAUAGGUGGAUAUGGCCGUAAUAGUGAUGGAGGAAUUUUUGAAGCAUCAAUUAUGGGACAACGUUUUCAAAAUAAAACAAUAAAUGUACCCGUCGACCAACCAUUACCUAAUCAACAGGAACCAACGCCAUAUGUACUAUUGGGAGACGAAGCUUUUCCAUUGAAACCAUACUUAAUGAGGCCAUUUCCCUACCGUCAGUCAAGGCAAGAACAUACAAAAGAUUUGUUUAACUACAGAUUAUGCCGUGCUAGACGCGUCGUAGAAAAUGCAUUUGGGAUUUUGUCUAAAAAAUUUAGAAUUUACUCCAGACCAUUGGAAAUGAAUAUAGAUACAGUAAAACACGUAAUACAUCAGGCGAUACAGAUUAUUUUGAAUAUAUUGAACAAGAACAACAACCGGACUUGA